AUGAAAUUCCAAUUAUUUUUGACUGUUCUGUGUGCCAUUAUCUUUAGUGUAAUGGGUCAAUUCGGAUAUUCGGGACAACAACAAGGUAAUCUUGGUUAUGGUGGCGGUGGUCAAUCAGGUGCACAAACUGGACUUGGCUUGAACACUCCGCUUGGUGGUGCAAGCAGCAACACGGGACUUGGCCUUGGAAGAAAGAGACGAUUUGCCCUUCACCAUUAA
This is a messenger RNA of Bursaphelenchus okinawaensis, 219 nucleotides long. The record is from the annotation of a GenBank genome assembly. NCBI's taxonomy places the organism in Eukaryota, Metazoa, Nematoda, Chromadorea, Rhabditida, Aphelenchoididae.